Jaculus jaculus (lesser Egyptian jerboa) is the source of this 3536-nucleotide messenger RNA. RefSeq names its product wolframin ER transmembrane glycoprotein (gene Wfs1). The coding region runs from base 93 to 2795 and encodes 900 amino acids. Gene Ontology annotation, biological process: endoplasmic reticulum unfolded protein response; calcium ion homeostasis. Gene Ontology annotation, cellular component: endoplasmic reticulum; endoplasmic reticulum membrane. Lineage: Eukaryota; Metazoa; Chordata; Mammalia; Rodentia; Dipodidae. The transcript is spliced from 8 exons. Gene Ontology annotation, molecular function: protein binding. The record is from RefSeq and is a predicted model, not a curated record.
CCCCGGCUUACGAGUCCAUGGAGAAUCAGCUCGCCUAGCAGCCGAGUGGCAGUCGUUCUCCCAGUAGAAGAGGACAGCGACUGUCCUUGGACAUGCCUGGUGUGAACCACUCUGGUAGGAUGGACUCUGGCACACCUCCUCCGAGCCCUUCUGGCCCACCAUGCCCACCAGCACCGCAGCCCCAGGCCCGUGCUCGGCUUAAUGCUACCACCUCAGUGGAGCAGGAGAAAAGUGAAACACCUCGUGCUCCCAGAGCCCAAGCUGGUCCUGGCCCUGGACCAAGUGCUGGAGAAACAGCUGCCUCAGCAGAGCCCCGAGUCCCCUGGGCCAGGGGCCGAGGGGUGGAUGGAGCUGGUCCUCUGAAGGCAGACGUGGAUAUACCCUUUGAAGAAGUCCUGGAGAAGGCCAAGGCUGGGGACCCGAAGGCACAGACAGAGCUGGGCAAACACUACCUACGAUUAGCCUGCAACACAGAUGAAGAGCUCAACAGCUGCACAGCUGUGGACUGGCUGAUUCUGGCGGCCAAGCAGGGCCGGAGGGAGGCCGUGAAGCUGCUUCGCCGGUGCCUGGCAGACAGGAAAGGCAUUACUUCCGAGAAUGAGGCAGAGGUGAAGCAGCUGUCCUCUGAGACAGACCUGGAGAGGGCUGUACGCAAGGCCGCCCUGGUCAUGUAUUGGAAGCUCAACCCUAAGAAGAAGAAGCAGGUCGCUGUGUCCGAGCUGCUGGAGAAUGUUGGCCAGGUCAACGAGCAGGAUGGAGUGGUACAGCCAGGCCCAGUUCCCAAGUUCCUGCAGAAGCAGAGGCGUAUUCUGGAGCGUUUGGUCAGCAGCGAAUCCAAGAACUACAUUGCACUGGAUGACUUUGUGGAGAUCACCAAGAAGUAUGCCAAAGGCAUCAUCCCCACCAACCUGUUCCUGCAGGAUGAUGAGGACGAAGAUGAGCUGGCUGGGAAGAGUCCAGAGGACCUGCCAUUGCGCCAGAAGGUGAUGAAGUACCCCUUGCAUGCCAUCAUGGAGAUCAAAGAGUACCUGAUCGACGUGGCCUCCAAGGCGGGCAUGCACUGGCUAUCCACCAUUGUGCCCACACACCACAUCAACGCCCUCAUCUUCUUCUUCAUCAUCAGCAACCUGACUAUCGACUUCUUCGCCUUCUUUAUCCCCCUGGUCAUCUUCUACCUCUCCUUCGUGUCCAUGGUCAUCUGCACGCUCAAGGUGUUCCAGGACAGCAAGGCCUGGGAGAACUUCCGCACACUCACCGACCUGCUGCUGCGCUUCGAGCCCAACUUGGAUGUGGAGCAGGCCGAGGUCAACUUCGGCUGGAACCACUUGGAGCCCUACAUCCACUUCCUGCUGUCUGUCGUCUUUGUCAUCUUCUCCUUCCCCCUGGCCAGCAAGGACUGCAUUCCCUGUUCAGAACUGGCUGUCAUUGCCAUCUUCUUUACAGUGACCAGCUACAUGAGCCUGAGCAGCUCUGCUGCACCCUAUACUAGGCGGGCCCUGGUUACGGAGGUGGCUGCUGGGCUGCUGUCCCUCCUGCCCACUAUCCCUAUGGAAGGGCACUUCCUGAAAGUACUUGGCCAGACCUUCUUCACCAUGCCCAUUGGCCACUUUAUGGUCCUCAAUGUCAGCUUCCCGUGCCUGCUCUAUGUCUAUCUCAUCUACCUCUUCUUCCGCAUGGCACAGCUGAGGAACUUCAAGGGCAUCUACUGCUACCUGGUGCCCUACCUGGUCUGCUUCAUGUGGUGUGAGCUGUCUGUGGUCAUCCUGCUCGAGUCCACAGGCCUGGGCCUGGUCCGUGCUUCCAUCGGCUACUUCCUCUUCCUCUUUGCCCUCCCAGUCCUGGUGGCCAUCUUCACCCUCAUGGGUGUGAUACAGUUUGCUCGGUGGUUCCUGUCUCUGGACAUCACCAAGAUCCUGGUCACCACGGCGAUCUUUGGCGUGCCCCUGCUCUUCCGCUGGUGGACCAAGGCCAGCUUCUCGGUGGUGGGGAUGGUCAAGUCACUGACGCGGAGCUCCAUGGUCAAGCUCAUCCUGGUGUGGCUCACUGCCAUCCUGCUCUUCUGCUGGUUCUACGUGUACCGCUCUGAGGGCAUGAAGGUCUACAACUCCACGCUGACUUGGCAGCAGUAUGGUUUCUUAUGUGGGCCACGGUCAUGGAAGGAGACAAACAUGGCACGUACACAGAUCCUAUGCAGCCACCUGGAGGGCCACAGGGUCACCUGGACAGGCCGCUUCAAGUAUGUGCGGGUGACAGAAAUUGACAACAGUGCUGAGUCAGCCAUUAACAUGCUCCCUUUCUUUGUGGGUGACUGGAUGCGUUGCCUGUAUGGCGAGGCCUACCCAUCCUGCAGCCCUGGCAACAAGUCCACAGCCGAGGAGGAGCUCUGCCGCCUCAAGCAUCUAGCCAAGCAUCCUUGCCACAUCAAGAAGUUUGACCGCUACAAGUUCGAGAUCACAGUGGGCAUGCCAUUCAGCAGCAACAGCAGUGGCAACCGUGCCCAUGAGGAAGAUGACAUCACCAAAGACAUUGUGCUGCGUGCCAGCAGUGAGUUCAAGGGUGUGCUGCUGAACCUGCGCCAGGGCAGUCUCAUUGAGUUUAGCACCAUCCUCGAGGGCCGCCUGGGCAGCAAGUGGCCCGUCUUUGAGCUCAAGGCCAUCAGCUGCCUCAACUGCAUGGCACAGCUGUCACCAGCCCAGCGGCACGUGAAGGUGGAGCAGGACUGGCGCAACACAGUGCACGGUGCCCUCAAGUUUGCCUUCAAUUUCUUCUUCUUCCCGUUCCUGUCAGCCUUGUGAGAAGCACAUGACGCCGAGGAGGCUCCAGUGCAUGUCGCUGUGAGGCCCUUCCAGUGUGGCCACACCUCCAGCAGCAUGGCCCUAUGCCCUGGUGUGUGUGUGUGUGCGUGCGCAUGCAUGCAUAUGUGAACAGACCCAGGGUGCAGGAACCCUGUGCUUGUCUGGACUACAGACCCCACUGGAGGGGGGUCUUUAGCACUGUCCACUUGGAAUGUCAGAUAUCAAAAGAAGUUGCAUGCCACCUUCACCCACACUCCUGCCCUUCCCCAGUGAAGCUGGGGUGUCAGGCCAGGCCCAAAAGGUCUCCUAUCCCAAAGUGCACUUUACAGACUCUCCCACUGCCUCCACACACACUGUUGUCCUUCCUUUUGUGUGGGUAUUUUAAAGAACAAACGCUUCUGUAUAGAUUUCAUGGUAGCUUUCCUUAUUUAUUUGGUUGCUGUUAAGCCCUGACAGCUGCUCACCUUCCUGGGCUCUCCUGUUGCCUUCACCUUGCCGUGUUGUCAGGUCCUGGCUGGUUUCCCGCCUGACGACCAGGGGAGGCAGCUGUGGGAAGUGUGUCCUUUUGGGCUGUCACGGUUCUCCUGUCUUGUGGGUGGUAAGCGUGAGGGUUUCUCGAGUCAACCAGGUCUUAGGAAAUAGUGCCAGAGCAUUCUUCCAGUGUGAAGGAUAGUUUGGUAAUGUUCAGUAAUGAAGGCAAGGUCCUCAGGUAGACGAAAUAAAAAGCUUUGUUGAAAUCUC